AUGUUUAUGGAGGCUCUAUUCGCCUUCGAGAAUCUUCGGGUAAGCAAACACUUCGAUUGUGAUUCCUAUUCUCGAGCGAAUGAUUCAGUUGGUAAUUUUGAUGAAAUUCGUGAGAAAUUGGUUCAAGCCAACAUGCUGACCGAAAGGGCCAAUGCACUCCUCAAUGAAUGUCGUAGCAACGUGAGGUACUGUGUAUCCCUUCAAGUGCCCAUCCAAUGUCUUAACCAAGCCAAACGGGCUACUGAAGAUGCCUUUUCCAUAUUUCAGAAAAGUCAGAGAAUUCAAUGUGAGCCAGUUAUUGAAGUUCGGCGGGGAAAUGUUAGAGAGCGAUCAAUAAGUCUGGCUCGAAUGCAGUCCACUCUCAGGGAAUUAGAGGCUACUCGUGAUGACCCCGAGAGUAAUCCACUUGCUGUAACUUCGACAACUUCAGUCUUCAAUGAAUUGAAG
Molecule: messenger RNA, 447 nt
Organism: Rodentolepis nana
Lineage: Eukaryota; Metazoa; Platyhelminthes; Cestoda; Cyclophyllidea; Hymenolepididae
Source: the annotation of a GenBank genome assembly